AUGCGCAGCUCAAACGUUGACGAGAGCCUCCAUUUCGGCGGAACGUACCAAAACACCCGAGAACCGCAAUGUCUCCUACCAGUCUUGGCCGAGGCACGCAUGGCACUGACGACAUGUCAGUGCUGGCUGUCAAUUGAACGGAGUUUAUCGCGCACAUUGCCCGUCAUGGCUCAGUUUCCGAUCAAAGUCUUCCCAAGCAAAGUGAAGCAUCGCGCAACAACGAGGGCAUCGCGGCCAGCAUGGGGCCGAUCACCCAGUGACCGCUGCUACAUCCGAGCGCUUACACAAGGACGUUCUGCUUCUUGUUUGCGCUUGCACCAGAAUUCGACUUCAACUAUGAAGUGUAUGGCGUCAGUAGUCGAGCCUAAGAUAAAAUCCUGUCGAGGGCGUUGA
Colletotrichum costaricense is the source of this 393-nucleotide messenger RNA. RefSeq lists its product as uncharacterized. The record is from RefSeq and is a predicted model, not a curated record. Lineage: Eukaryota; Fungi; Ascomycota; Sordariomycetes; Glomerellales; Glomerellaceae. The transcript is spliced from 2 exons. Bases 1 to 393 code for a protein of 130 amino acids.